This is a messenger RNA of Acanthopagrus latus (yellowfin seabream), 4961 nucleotides long. RefSeq names its product erythrocyte membrane protein band 4.1-like 3a (gene epb41l3a). Bases 82 to 3264 code for a protein of 1060 amino acids. Gene Ontology annotation, cellular component: plasma membrane; cytoskeleton. Gene Ontology annotation, biological process: cortical actin cytoskeleton organization. Gene Ontology annotation, molecular function: actin binding; structural molecule activity. The transcript has 28 exons. The record is from RefSeq and is a predicted model, not a curated record. NCBI's taxonomy places the organism in Eukaryota, Metazoa, Chordata, Actinopteri, Spariformes, Sparidae.
CGUAGUAAAAAAAAAAAAAAAAAAACGUCCGUCAACGGGAGGAAGAGGGCGAGCGUCCUGCACGAGGACAGGUGAAUCACCAUGACGACAGAGGCAGGUGAGCCACAGGAGUCUUUCCCUGAAGCUGCCGCCCACUCCACACCGAAACAGGGAGGGGAGGGCAGGCUGUCCCAAAGUCAACCUCGGAGCUCAUUGGCUGAUGACUCGUCAAGUCACCUGUCAUCGAACAGUCGGAUCGCUCGCUCUCCAGCAAGAAACCCGCUGAGCUUCAGGACGAUGCAGACCAAAGUGACCCUGCUGGACGGGUCACUGUUCACUUGCACUGUGGAGAAACGGUCUCGUGGUCUUCAGCUGUUUGAGAAAGUUUGUGACCAUGUCAACCUGCUGGAGAGAGACUACUUCGCUCUGUGCUUCAGAGAUGCCGACAACAACAAGAACUGGCUGGAUCCAGCGAAGGAGAUGAAGAAGCAGGUCAGAGGUGUUCCCUGGAAUUUCUCCUUUAACAUCAAGUUUUACCCUCCUGAUCCCACCCAGCUGUCUGAGGACAUCACCAGGUACUUUCUGUGUCUCCAGCUCAGACAGGAUAUAGUUUCUGGUCGUCUUCCAUGUUCAUUUGCAACUCACACCGUCCUCGGCUCCUACACCGUCCAAUCAGAGCUUGGAGACUACGAUCCCGAUGAGUGUGGUUCAGAUUACAUCAGUGAACUCUGUUUCGCCCCAAACCAAACAAAAGAAAUGGAGGAGAAGAUCAUGGAGCUUCACAAAACAUACAGAGGAAUGACACCAGCUGAAGCAGAGAUGCACUUCUUGGACAAUGUGAAAAAGCUUUCGAUGUAUGGAGUGGACCUUCAUCACGCGAAGAUGGUAGGAAGCCGCUUUGAUUGCUUGCCUUCAGCUAAGUCAGAGGACUCGGAGGGCGUGGCCAUCAUGUUGGGCGUGUGCAGUAGCGGUCUGCUGGUCUACAGAGACAGACUGAGGAUCAACAGAUUCUCCUGGCCAAAGAUCCUGAAGAUCUCCUACAAAAGAAACAACUUCUACAUCAAGAUCCGACCUGGAGAGUUUGACCAGUUUGAGUCCACUAUUGGUUUCAAGCUGCUGAACCACCGAGCAGCAAAACGACUGUGGAAAGUCUGUGUGGAGCAUCACUCAUUCUUCAGGCUGAUGUCUCCAGAGGAAACUCCUAAGAAGUUACUCUCUCUGGGUUCAAAGUUUCGUUACAGUGGUCGCACUCAGAUUCAGAGUCGUCGAGCCAGUGCUCAGAUCUCCAGACCUGCACCGCAUUUCCCACGAUGCAUCAGCAAAAGGAACAUGAUGAGCCGCAGCCUGGAUGGAGCUUCGAGGGCAGCAUCCACUCUGAUUGGCUCUCCAGCUAUCACAGCGUCUCCUAAAGCCAAUGGUGGCACGAACACAGAUAUGGGGGCGGGGCUGUACGGAGCAUCUAAAUUCAUCACUGUUAGUGACCUCAUCACCACGGUAACACCUGAGAGGAGGACAGAUGAGAAGAGGGCGGAGCAAGUUGAGGAGGUGCUCGUGUUGGAGAAGGAGGUGCAGGGAAGGUUAGAGAUGGAUAAAGUGGAGGUGCGGGAGGAAGAGGAGGAGAAGGAGGAGACUGGAGAGACAGUGAUUUCCCAACAGAGUCCUCCGACUCCUCAGAAACAGGACACCAAGACAGAGCUGACUGACACAGCUGUGGACGGAGAGCUGACAGCUACAGAGUCUGAUCAAGAUGAAGACUUGAAGACUCAGGAGACAUUGGGGAGUCCAGAGGAGGAGCUGAAACCUCAGAGCACCAUCAGUGCUCUCAGACGCUCCUUCUUAGAGGGAGGAGCUGGAGGAGGAGGGAUGACAGAGUGGGAGAAACGUCUCGCCUCCUCACCACUACGGCGGCUCGACGACUCCCCAAUGAUCGAGCCACUGGAGCCAGAAGAGGUCCUCCCCCUGGACAGCUACUCAUCAGCGGAAGGAGGGGUCAUGACAAACCAAUAUCCUCCUCAGCCAAUCAGAGAGAAGAGCUGCACUGUCGGGCGGAGCUAUGACACCGCCUCUGGCAGGGUCGUCACCAUGACAUCCAUCGACGACAGCUCUGAUGUUACCAUGACAACAAAGAAUAUUGAGAUGGACAGGCAGCCUAAACCUACAUUUGAUGAAAUGUCUCCUGAGCUGACAGCUCUGCUGAGGUCGGCCAAAGAUCAAACAACGUUCAGAGAACACAACCUACUCAAGACAUCAGAAAAAGUGGAGACGGUCUUCCUAAUGACGGAGCCAUGUGACCGAGACCAACCAAUGGCAGACGAGCCUCAGGUAGCAACAGGAAGUCUUGUGGGUCCACCCCCUAGUAACCCCCCGCCCCCUCCACCAGGGGCCUGCAUGAUGCAUGCUGAUGAUGUCACAGAAGAAUGGGCCAGUGAUGAUGACAGCAACAAUGCUAAUGAUGCUAACCAGGCCAAGAGUGCAGCAGAUAAACAUGAGGUCAAUUAUGAUGAUGUCAGUGAUGAUGAGCCUAGCAGCCAGGCUAGCGAUGAUGAUGCUAGCGAUGCUAGUGAAGAUGUUAUCAGCGUGUUAGCACAGGCAGCAGUGGAGGAAGCCAUGGAGGCUGCCGUUAGACAGGCUCAGAGCCCAGUUAAUGAUGCUCAUCAGGAUAGCAUUAAUGCUAACUUUGCAGCUAGCCACAAUGAGCAUCAGCUAACUAGCAUGGAGAAUAGGAACAGCCCCAACACCAGACGCCUUUCUGGUCUGGGCUCUCGACCCACUGGUGCUGUGUCCCAGAGUUACCAUGACAACGAGGACUCCGAUGACUCUGAGGAGGAUUAUGGACGGUGGCGGUUUGAAGAAAACUCCCCUCCUCCCUCUUUACCCCGCCCCACCUCCAGGUGUUCACCUGGCUCCACCAAUCAGAUGCAGCCAACCAACCACAGUGAUGAGUCUAAGGAAGUCCCAGUGAUGAGGAAGACUCUCACAUAUGAAGCUCCAGGGAGUCGAGCAGACUCUGAUCCUCAUACAGGUUUGCUGCUGAGCUCUCAGACCUUCACUGCAGAGACCGCCAACACCACUACAACCACACACAUCACCAAGACGGUGAAAGGAGGAAUUUCAGAAACCAGAAUCGAGAAGAGAAUUGUGAUUUCUGGAGACACUGAAAUUGACCACGACCAGGCUCUGGCGGCGGCGCUUAGUGAGGCGCGGCUGCAGCAUCCUGAGCUGUCCGUCACUCGAGUUGUCGUCCAUAAAGAAACAGAGGUCUCUCCUGAUCAUGUGAUUGAUUAGUGACAUCACAGGACUGACUCAAGAAGCCUCUGCUACAUUAUGGGACUUGUAGUCCAGACUACUGAGCCAACAAAGACACUGCUUGCCAGCAACAUUCAGUGGAAAUGAAUGGAAAUGAGGAUUUUCACACGCACACACAUGCAUAUACACCUGUACAUAAACAGCAGCACCUGUCUGUCUGACUGGAGGCGGGGCCAGUGGCUAAGUUAGCUUCAGAGCAGUUAGCACUUAGUGUUAGUUUGAGUAUAUGGUUAUAUUCAGUUGAAGGCUUCAUGAUGGUAGUUAAGUCACAUUUAAGACCACGAGCGACUCUGUUCUGUAUUUAUACAACACAGACAGGUGGGAGGCAGACAGGUGAGAGACAGACAGGCAAGAGACAGACAGGCGAGAGACAAAUGAGGCUGCUGCUGUGACACCAUCAAUGCGUUCCCAUAGCAACCUGACAACCAGAACCGGUCAACCUCAGAUGAACCUUCAUAACAAAUGAACACCAAAACUGACCUGUUGCUGCAUCUACUUCCCGUUUGAAAACCUCCCACCCCCACCACACACACCUAACAUUCUGACAGGUUAAAGCACACAUCUGAAUGGUUGGUUGACUCAGGUGCAUUUAGAGACAGCUUUAUGAAACAUUCAGGAAACAGUUUGUAUCACAUUAGACAGAUUUGUAAUAAUAACCUCGGGCCUGUGUCACCUGGUGAGGUCACCCGACUCUAAGUAAACUGGAGGAGGAACUUUUAUUCUGAAAGCCUGAUGCAAACCUUUUUCUGUCUUAAAUAUAAAACAGCAUGAUUGCUAGCACUGUAACCACAGCUAAAAUUCAGCUCUGUAUUUACCCAUAAUGUAAUGGUAAUGUGCCAUUCUCUCACCUCGCCAUGAAAUCCCUCAUUUGGAAUUCUUUUACUCAUCUAUGUGUUUAUUGUUUUUUGUGUAAGUUAUUUACUUAUUGAUUAUUUAUUGAUCUAUGUUUGUAAUCCCAAAUAGACUGACCACUCCCCCUGGUGUCACCUUACACACUAACCACUCCCCCUAGUGUCACUUUACAGACUGGCCACUCCCCUUGGUGUCGAGCUACAGACUGACCACUCCCCCUGGUGUCACUUUACAGACUGACCACUCCCCCUGGUGUCACUUUACAGACUGGCCACCCCCCCCCCCCCCCCGGUGUCACUUUACAGACUGGCCACUCCCCCUGGUGUCAAGUUACUGACUCACCACUCCCCCUGGAGUCACUUUACAGACUGACCACUCCCCCUUGUGUCGUGUUACAGACUGACCACUCCCACUGGUGUCACCUUACAAACUGACCACUCCCCCUGGUGUCACACUAUAUUUCUGUUUUAAUUUCUUUAUAAUAAAUUCAAACUGUCUUUAUUCACUGAACUGAAAUAAACAGAUAAAUAAAUGAUCUGAUUUGUGUUUUUACGACAGCAGGAAGCUAUUUGAUGUUGAAGGAUUUGGUUGAAGCAGAGAUGUGACACACUGAUACGCUCUAGGAGGUGAAAUGAGUGAGUGAUGCAGCUUAUGCACAUGCAAAGCCAGGCUGCAGCGACCCAUCUUUGUACUCAUGGCCCAUUGUUACUGUGACACAAACACAGUUCUUGUCCACUCGACUUGGUGAAGCUGAGGUCACCUCACCAUCAUCACAACACCUGACAGCCGACAUUUCUUCAGGUGAUGACACCUUCUGUUAAAGC